Messenger RNA from Aspergillus ibericus CBS 121593, 1290 nucleotides. RefSeq names its product aromatic ring-hydroxylating oxygenase subunit alpha. Gene Ontology annotation, molecular function: 2 iron, 2 sulfur cluster binding; iron ion binding. NCBI's taxonomy places the organism in Eukaryota, Fungi, Ascomycota, Eurotiomycetes, Eurotiales, Aspergillaceae. Bases 1 to 1233 code for a protein of 410 amino acids. The record is from RefSeq and is a predicted model, not a curated record. The transcript has 3 exons.
AUGUGGCGACUAUUCGGCCGUUCCUCUGACUCCCCCGAGAAGAGCCCCGCUCCCCGGAGCCUGCCCGCAUCAUGGUAUCGCUCCGAAGCCAUGUACCAGCUGGAGCGACGGGCCAUCUUCUCCAAACGGUGGAUGCUGCUCACUCAUGCCAGCCGGUUCACCAAACCGGGCGAUUUUCUCUCCUUCACCGUCUCCAACUUCUCCUUCUUCCUGGCUCGCGAUCGCGACGGUAACAUCAACGGCUUCCACAACAUGUGUCGACACCGCGCGUACCCCAUCGUGCAAGCCCGAUCCGGAACCGCCUCCAUCCUCAGCUGCAAGUACCACGGCUGGUCCUACGGCUUCAAGGGCAACCUCUCCAAAGCUCCUCGCUUCGAGACCGUGCCCGGCUUCGACAAGAGCCAACACAGCCUCCUUCCCAUCCACGUUUACAUCGACAAGGCGGGCUUCGUCUGGGUGAACCUCGAAUCCGGGGACCCGGAAGUCAAAUGGGAAGAUGACUUUGAGAAGAUCGACGAGCAGCCACGAAUGCAGGAUUUUGACUUUGGCGGGGAUUACACCUUUGACCAUUACUGGGAGAUGGAUCUGAAGGCGAACUGGAAGCUGCUGAUCGAGAACUAUAAUGAGUGUUAUCACUGCGCCACUUCCCAUCCGCUUAUCAGUGGGGUGUCGGAUCUUCCGCGGUAUCGGGUUGAACCGAAGGCGGGGUACAUGGAGCAUCAUAUCUUCAACAAGGAGAGUGCAGAUGCGCAAUUUCGACGGGCCAUUACGUAUUUUUAUCCGACGACGUCGGUGACUGUCACGGACAAAUUCUUCUACAUCCAACGCAUGAUCCCGGUCAGUGCGACGACGAGCAAGAUUGAAAAUGAAGUGUAUCGGCACAAGGACGCCACGGAUGAAGAGUUUGCCAACAUCAACGCGUUCUACCGGCAGGUGCUGGAUGAAGACAAGGAUCUCUGUGUCGGGGCGCAGGAGAAUCUCAGUGCGGGAGUCUUUAUCAACGGCGAGCUGCAUCCAGACAAGGAGCGGGGACCGAUUCAUUUCCAGGAGAAUGUGAGAAGCAUGGUGAUGGAGCACCGGCAGAAAGAAGAGGCACAAGGCGGACAAGAGAUCUGGCCCGCGUUGCCUAAAGUGACGGGCGCGAUGCGGUCGGGCAAACUGGCCGAGGAGGAAAACUUCUGCUCCCAGCUGGAGGCGGCCAGUUGUAUGGCCCGACCGGAGCUGGCGUGGUAAUCUCUCUGGAUCCUUUGUAAAUAGCAUUUGAGCACUGCAUUUGAGCGGUUAUGUCAG